Messenger RNA from Dinoponera quadriceps, 1274 nucleotides. RefSeq names its product forkhead box protein D3-like. Gene Ontology annotation, molecular function: DNA-binding transcription factor activity, RNA polymerase II-specific; RNA polymerase II cis-regulatory region sequence-specific DNA binding. The coding region runs from base 108 to 1274 and encodes 388 amino acids. The transcript has a single exon. The record is from RefSeq and is a predicted model, not a curated record. Gene Ontology annotation, biological process: cell differentiation; anatomical structure morphogenesis; regulation of transcription by RNA polymerase II. NCBI's taxonomy places the organism in Eukaryota, Metazoa, Arthropoda, Insecta, Hymenoptera, Formicidae.
GAAAAGUGUUUUCCACGGAAAGGAUGCACGCCGAUAAUUAGAAUUCGGGGUUCUCGUUAGGAGAAAAACGACACUUGACGGAGGAUGAGAAGGAGCGGUAGUCUGAAAUGUUCGGUCACGGGGCCGUCGGUGAAAUAGACAGCAUCUCGGGCCCUUACGCUCAUGAGGCGAUCACGAUGGAGCCACGUGCGAUGAUGAUGUCGAACCUGUCGUGCGACGGCUGCGCGGACAGCGACCGGGACUCCGACAGCAGCAGCAUGAUCGUGGACCCGGUGAGUCUCGACAAGAACGAUCUGUCGCCGUCGCAGUCGUCGUCGAGCCCGGUGAUACCGAGCUCCCCGGUACCGACGCCGACCCCGACGCCGACGCCGGCGAGAAGUCGAGGCGGCGGCGGUGGCGGUAGCGGACGCUCCAAGAAGACGUACUCGAUGAUGUCGGCGUCGAGUCAGCAGAAAUCCAGCGGUUCCGCUCAACCCUCCGGAUACGGCUCGGACAAAAUGUCGUCGUCCUUGAUCAAACCGCCGUACUCGUACAUUGCGCUGAUCACGAUGGCAAUCCUGCAAUCGCCGCAGAAGAAGCUCACGCUGAGCGGCAUCUGCGAGUUCAUCAUGUCGCGCUUCCCCUAUUACCACGACAAAUUCCCCGCCUGGCAGAACUCCAUCAGGCACAACCUGUCGCUAAACGACUGCUUCAUCAAGAUCCCCCGCGAGCCCGGCAACCCCGGCAAGGGCAACUACUGGACCCUGGACCCCCUCGCGGAGGACAUGUUCGACAACGGUAGCUUUCUGAGACGCAGGAAGAGGUACAAGAGGCCGCCGCCGCAUUACGUCCUGCGGGACCGAGCGAUCAUGGCCACCUUCGCCAUCUGCGGCGAUCGGGGCCCCUGUCCAGGCGGCGGAGGCGGUCAUCCGGGUGCUUUGGCCUAUCCCGGAGCCGCUUACCUGUCGCCUCCGCCUGGUCUACCGCUGCUGGACUUCUCGCCGUCUACAUUGGAGGCAUUGAAGCUCGGCGGCUUCUUGGAGCCGCCGCCGCCGCUCUACAAACCGGUGCCCAUCACGGCGCCCCCGAUCAGACAGAUCGACCCGGCCCCCGCGAGGGUCACGACGAUACCAGCCAGCCACACGAGCGUCGACAAGAAGCGGAACUUCAGCAUAGACGCGCUCAUCGGCAAGCAAGCGGCCAGCGACCAGAACUGCGGCGCGUUGCUGGAUCUCAGCCCGUCGGAGCACAGAGAGAUCAGAAGCCAGGCGUCCGCGUUCUCGCCGCUCGUCUAG